AUGUAAGUGCAGCCGGGGAAUUCCAGGAGCUCUCUAGCUCUGGAGAGGACGAUAUUCCCUCCCCAUCCCUCUCUUCCCUCCUCCUCCUCCUGUCGUCACGCCGGGACGCAUGCGGGAGAAGCUGAAUAACAGCUUAAACCCUGUCGCGGGGCUUCAUAAUCCUGGAAUGAGCUGCAGUAGCUGUGUUGCUCCAGAGGAUGCAAUAAGCAGUCAGGAGAGGGAAAUACUGCCCGUAAUCCUUCCCUGCAUGUCUUUCCUGCUGCCGACCACAGGAACAUGAAGGCUCUUUCUUUUCAGGUCCUCUUUGUGCUGUGGGUCUUGUGCCUGGUGACCCUGGCUGGAGGGCAACCCAAAGCACCUCUGAAGUGCUCAAUAGAGUGCAGCCAUUUCACAUCUCCGAUAGCAGCGAAGCGGAUAAGGAGCUACCGCAGGACCGAGCCCCGCUGCAGCAAACAAGCCAUCAUAUUUACUACUUUGAAGUCCAUGGAGAUUUGUGCAGAUCCAGAGGCAGAGUGGGUGAAGAAGAUAGUAGAGAAACUGGACCAGAAAAAGGCUGCAGCCUCCCCACUUCCCCGGGAUGCCACCCCAGCAGCGGCACCAGAAGGGCCUGGUGUGUUCCAGAAACACGUUGGUCUUACAGUAACAGCUCCAUCACAAGCCACUGCUCCAACUAGUUUCUUCCAAGGGACCAGCACAACAGUUUUGGAGAGAAUACAUGUUCCUGCUGCCAGGACAGAGGCGUCCAGCAAAUCCCCGCCAGCCAUGCAGGAAACCACCCAGCUCCCUGCAGGAUUGUCCCCUGUGAUCUGGGAAGGUGCUGCCCGCUCUGAAGUCACUCCAGAAGCAAACAGAGAUUCCUUAAAAUCUCCUGCACCGUCAACAACUUUUGCAGCAGGCAUGGUUUUCAGCCAGACCACCCCAUGUCCCACGGCCCUUGUGCAUGGCUUUGACAAGGCUGUGGGAUCUACAGAAGAACCUGUAGGACACACUGCAAAUGCUACGGCUGAUGUUCGAGAUUCGACCUCUCCUACUGCAAAUUCAAACCCCAUAGCUAUUACUGAAGGACCAGAACAUCCUGUACUUUCUCCAAAUGAAUCCCUGGACCCUAAAAGUGCAAGAGCCAACACAUCACAUACUGUGUCUAACAGUUUUAGUCCAGAUCUCCACUCCAUCCUAGACAGCAGGGAGAUUGCCACAGUCCCAGCCACACCAGUUCCGCCAGUGACUACUUCAGUUUCUACUCUAAACCCCACAACUGCCACAGGCGAAGGUCCUUCUGUCCGUAUCAACAAGGUUUCCAGUUCCUCUGCAGAUGCUUUUGGUACUAGAAUAGUUGAUUAUUUAUCAUCUAUAGGAAAGCAAGGUCCUUCAGAUAUGUUAGUUUUUACUAGCCAAACAUUCUCAGGCCAAGCCAGAACACAGAUGACUACAGAAAGACCAAGCAGUCUGCCUCUUCCUCGCUUCUUGUCAGGAUCUCAAAUGCAUUUUGUCAUCCCAGUUUCUCUGGUAGGUGGUCUGAUGGCUUGCAGUGUCGCUGCUGUAUGGCUGUAUCUAAAAUUUGGAAUCAAAAGAGAAGAAACGUCAAGGGAAAUGAUACAGGGCUUGCUCUACCAGAAGGCAGCAGAUCAAAACAAUCUCUUUCCAAUGGAAGUAAUCUGAGUGCUUUAUGGUAUAAACAUUUUUGGCCUAAACUAUAUGUGUGUUGCUGCAGGUGACCAGUAGGAAGCACAAAAUGGAACAAAAGUACCAGUGAAAACUGUGGUUUUUGCAGAGCAGAAUGUCCAGAAAUAUAUCUAAGUCAUCAUUGACCAAUUAUGGUAUUUUGGAAAUAAAUGAGAUGCUGCUUUUUUCUUUCUGGCACUGUUAGGUACAAAGGCUGUCGCUGUUCUAGAGCUGCUUGCUGGCUCUCUGCCAGGUGGUGGACAGAACUGAAUUUCCAAAUUCCUGCUGGGAAUUUUUCUGCGUUUCACCACAGCCCAGCCAAGCAGCCACCCACUCACCCCCACUGCUGGACGCUGAUUCAACCACCUUGAGCAAUCUUAACGCCAAAACCAUGCCAUUUGCACUUAACAAGUUCUCUGCUGCUCCUUUCUUUGCACUUGAGGUUGCUGCUUUGUCAGACCAAGACCAGUGCUGGUGGUCAGCGGGGUGAUGGCACGCCAUGGGCUGACCAAAUACCCAAUUCACUCUUGCCGGAGAAACAAAGGGUGGUCUAGCUUGUCAUACAGAGGCAACAAAAACUGUAUCUGGUUAGAAAACUGCAGGUCAGUGCUAACCGUUUCACAUUCAGAGGAGCUGGCAACCCGUAAUCGACCUCCUCCUUGAAAUCCAGCCCCCUUUUUCUGCAACGUCUGUCGGCACUGAGUAUGUUCUUCGUCACUCAAUUUUGUUAUUCCUGUGAUAACACUGGAGGGCUUUUGCUGUUCUCUGCAAACACAAAAUUCAGGAAAUACUCUUUUGGAAGAGCUAAAUGCAACUCUGGAUUUAGUCAUAUAGGAAUUACUCCACUGCAGCAGAUGUGCCGUCAUUCUGGUCCCAUAUUCUCUCUAGAAAGAAGCACAUUUGCCGAUCAACAAAAGAUUACAAAAUGUCUGUUCAUGGUCCUGCACUUCAGCUGCAUUUUAGUUUUUCUUUUAUGUAGAGCACUGAUCACCAGGUUAUUAAAUCUGUAACAGUACCAGGCUUUUUUUAACCCAAGCUGGUUUUGCUUUUUACACAUCCAGACAUUGCUGUAUCUCUUGUUUGCGGUCAGUUCCUCAAAGCCCUUAUUGGACAUGGACUCCAGCAUGAUUUUUGCUGGAGCAUGAAAAGGUCUUCACAAUAAGAUACUUCAUAGGUAGAGAUACAUAUCAAGGGUCAGAACUUCCUCUAGCCAAACUCAGUGGAUCAAAUCCCAAAGUAUGAAUAUGCACGUAAAAAAUGAAAGCAAAACCACACAAUAAGCAAUGCAAUAAAAGCAAAAAUGGUGUGCCAGUUGCAAAGCGGACCUAGAGGAAGAUGGUGUGUUAGAUCCAUCAGAUCACACCUCCAUGGCAUCCGUCUGUCCAUCCCUGGAGGAUGAAGAUGGACUGCAAUGGUAUUUGUUUUCUUCCUUCGUUCAGUCCUUUAUUUCUACAUAUUGUUGUCUUAGAAGAAAUGAGCUAGGAACUAAUCUUGAACUUUGCAAGUACAGAAUACAAUCAGAUUAAGUGUAAUUAGGAAUUUUGGGUGAAACCACUCCUUGUGCAGCAGCACUCCUGUGCAGCCCAGUUGUGUAACACUGGUUGUGGUUGAUUUACCUGGAGGGUAAAUCAGGAGCUGUCAGCACCAGCUCCCCAUCUGUCCUGCUCCUGUACGACGGGGGUUCAUGGCACCACAGUUUGUGAGGUGGUGUACUAUGGCAUUUUUUUAUAUGUAAAACACUAGAGAUGUUAUUUUUGUAGUAAAAUUUUCUAGCCAUUUGAACAUAUGUAAUGUCCUGUCCUUGCUACUGGAACGUUGCAGAGUUGAGACCUUUCUGGGAACACUGGAAAACAUUGUGCCUUGUCCGUUUUCUUGCUGGUCUUGGAUGGCUUGGGCAUGUCCAUGGAAGCUGGGUUGCUCUCCAGGAACUACAGCAAAUGGAGUGGGCACAUGUCUUGUCUGGCUAUCGGUUAAGUCCUCAGCCUGGAGCGGUGCUGGGGAGAUGAAUGUUCACCAGGCAGAUCUGACCACUCUGAUUCUCGCCAUGGUUUUGUAAGGAUGCUGGUUUUGGCUUCAUGGAUGGCUCCCACCACCUUCCAGCUGCGUGGUCAUGCAGCUCCUCACCAGGAGGAGCUUCUCCCCAAGCUUGGACCAGUCCUUGUCCUCGCCUUGCCCCUCUCUCCUGUUCCCAGGGCUGGCAGCAGGCAGGGUGCUGGCAGCCCUCAGAGGUAGCAGCUAAAUCCUGGGGUAGGAGGGGACCGCUGCUCCUCUCUGCCUGAUGCUGUGCAACGGGCAGUUUGGAAGGGCAGAAGGUGAAUGACGCCUCAGAAGGAGGGAGCCUGCAGGUGUCACUGGUUCCCAGGGCUUAAAAUGGCAUUUGUUGUAGAGCACAGUGGCUGUUACAAGCUCUGAUUCAUUUGUGUAUUGAGUAUAUAUGAGUGUGUGCCCAAGAUUUAUGUUCUGUACUUUUUUUUAGACAUAAAAGUAAUAAAGUCUUUAUGUUAAAAA
Messenger RNA from Columba livia (rock pigeon), 4170 nucleotides. It is a transcript of the gene CX3CL1, whose product is annotated as C-X3-C motif chemokine ligand 1. The transcript has 3 exons. Gene Ontology annotation, cellular component: extracellular region. Gene Ontology annotation, molecular function: chemokine activity. Bases 277 to 1659 code for a protein of 460 amino acids. The record is from RefSeq and is a predicted model, not a curated record. Lineage: Eukaryota; Metazoa; Chordata; Aves; Columbiformes; Columbidae. Gene Ontology annotation, biological process: immune response; eosinophil chemotaxis.